AUGCUUUAUCACUCGACGGUGCUGCUCGUGGCGCUUGGUAUCGCAUCGACAGCGGCCCAGUCGUUUGCAGGGAAAGGCACGUCGUACGAAGCGAGCUCCGUGGGCGCUGGCAACUGUAACCUCAUGAGCUGGCUGCCGAUCGCCAACACAAACCGGGUCGCGAUCCCGUCGGCCUUGUGGGCGUCCGGGGCUAACUGCGGGCGCUGCGUGCAAAUCCAGUGCGUCGACCGACUUUGCGAAUCGAACUUGCCCGUCGUCGCGCAAAUCACCGACUCGUGUCCGACCUGCGGCCCCCGCGACGUCGACAUGCUCGACAGCCUCUUCCAGAAGGUCACCGGUGGCCUCUUGACGGGCGCGCCGCAGAUCGUCUGGGCGUUCGUGCCGUGCGCUCCCGUCGGUGGCGUUCACAUCUGCACCAAGGUCGGCAGUUCGCGCUACUGGCUCGCACUGCAGCCGUCCAACACGAUCAGCGGCGUUCAGAGUCUGCGGGUCAUGAAACAACCGACGUCGCUCCUAGGCAGCGCCUUCUACUUUGUCGCGCUCGGCCAAGCGUCGUCCGAAGUGUCGCUCGCAUCGACGGAGAUCGAGCUCACAUCGUUUGGGGGCGACGUCAUCUCGGCUACGGUGAGCCUGGCUCCCAACACAUGCACGCGCAUUCAAGCAUUCAAAAACUAG
Messenger RNA from Saprolegnia parasitica CBS 223.65, 675 nucleotides. RefSeq lists its product as hypothetical. The transcript has a single exon. Bases 1 to 675 code for a protein of 224 amino acids. The record is from RefSeq and is a predicted model, not a curated record. NCBI's taxonomy places the organism in Eukaryota, Oomycota, Saprolegniomycetes, Saprolegniales, Saprolegniaceae.